Molecule: messenger RNA, 5719 nt
Organism: Scomber japonicus (chub mackerel)
Lineage: Eukaryota; Metazoa; Chordata; Actinopteri; Scombriformes; Scombridae
Product: up-regulator of cell proliferation-like
Exons: 11
Coding region: 50-5683 (1877 amino acids)
Biological process (GO): protein phosphorylation
Molecular function (GO): protein kinase activity; GTP binding; ATP binding
Source: RefSeq, a predicted model, not a curated record
AGAGCAGCAGAAGCAGAGACCAACUUCUCCUUUAUCCAGCUGUGAGUCCAUGAAGGAUGAUUCUAUGGAACUUGUUAUAUUUUUUAAAGAUGGACAAUCUGCUGAACAAACACGUGGUGACAGUCAUUCCACUAACAUGGAUAAGUAUGAAACGUUGGAGAAAAUUGGGAAAGGUGGAUUUGGAUCAACCAUCCUUGUCAAAUCCAAAGAGGAUGGACAACAAUAUGUCAUUAAGAAGGUACAUGGCAUAUCUGAAAUGUCGACUGAAGAGAGGCAGAAAGCUCAACAAGAAGUUGAAGUUCUUUCCAACCUGAGUCAUCCCUUCAUUGUACAGUAUAAGGAAUCUUUUGAAGUUUUAAAUGAUCCAAACACAAACUGUCUGUAUAUAGUGAUGGACUGCUGUGAAGGUGGAGACCUCUCCAAGAAGAUCAAAUCUCAGAAAGGAAAACUUUUCUCAGAAGAGCAAAUCUUGGACUGGUUUGUGCAGAUUUGUUUGGCACUAAAACACAUCCAUGAUAGAAAAAUCCUCCACAGAGACAUUAAACCACAGAACAUAUUCUUGACUAAAGAUGGGACUGUACAGCUUGGAGACUUUGGAGUUGCAAGAGUGCUGAACAGCACUGGAGACCUGGCAACAACACAGAUAGGAACACCACUUUACUUUUCACCAGAGAUCUGUGAGAACAAACCUUACAACAACAAAAGUGAUAUUUGGGCCCUAGGUUGUGUCCUGCAUGAAAUGUGCUCUCUUCAGUCAGCAUUUAAGGCUGGUAAUAUGGGGGAAGUAUGUCUGAAGAUCAUCCGUGGUUCAUACUCUCCUGUGUCUGAUCACUACUCCCAAGAACUGCGCUCUCUCUUGGCUCAGCUGUUGGAUUGUGACCUUGAAAAGAGACCCUCAGUCAGCAGCAUACUGAACAAACCUUUCCUCUGCUGCAGGAUACAGAAGUUCCUCACACCACAGAUCAUUGCUCAUGAAUUUGGCCCUGAAGAGGGAGUGAUACUGGGGUCAGCAGACCUUUACACCUUUCUCUCCAAACUUGGACUGCAGAAAUUUUAUCCCAACAAGCUCACUCUUCGCUCUCUUUUGGAAAUCAACAAAAACAAUAUUCAUAAUGAAACUGUUGAAUCCUUGGAGAAAAUACCAUGGUGCUUUCUCAGGAAACUCUUUCAAAUCAAUGCAAAAUGCAGAAACUGUACACAAUUAUCAAAAGAUGAUGAUGAUGAUGAUGAUGAUGAUGAUGAUGAUGAAGAAGAUGAAGAUGAAAACAGUGAUCUGUUUGACUCUGCAGACAAGGUUAACCCUCUGGACCUCAUAGUUGCACUCUUUCAUUGUGCUGACAGCUUCUUGCAACAGGAAAUGGCCCUCAAGAUGUCAAUGUGUCAGUUUUCUGUCCCACUGCUGUUGCCUCAUGUCAAUAACAGUCAGUCUACUCUGAUGCUGUGGGCUCUGAGAGACAUCGUCAAAGAGUGGCGUCCACAGGAUUUAUCUGAAUCAAGAGGAUUUGUUGAAGAUAGUAUUGUUCAAGCAAAUAUACCAUUCUUUACCUUUGUCAGGCUGAAAAACUGUAGUCUCUCCAAGUCACAGGUUUUGAAUUAUGUUCUGAGUUGUGAUGAGCAGAAUCACAACAUCUUCAUGCACAGAGAUAUGGAAGGAGGAAGACUUAAAAGAAGAAUAGCCAAUGGUUUGGUGGAGCUUUGCUGGUACCUUCCCUGUGGCAGAGAAGGUGACAUAUUUCCAGGACCAGUGGCCUUUGCCAAUUUGAGAGGAGACAUUUCUGAGUCACUGGAACAAUUCAAUUUUCUUUAUCAAGAGUCAACUGCUACCUUUGUGUUCCUGGACAAAGUUGAAGAAAAUGAGCACAAGAUUCUGACUUCUCUUCAAGAUGUGAAAUCCAAACUCUGCUUUGUUGUUAAUCGCAAAAAGGGGAAUGCAAGAGAGGAGACAACACUAAAAGAGUUACAGCUACCAUAUAGCAGUGUGAAAAAAAAAAACCCAAGUGUAAAUGUUGCAGAGUUUUCCAAGAAACUUUGUACAACCAUCAAGAAAUCACUGACAAAAGAAACCAACAAAGUUAUCAUCGAAAAUAUGGUUGACAAAGCUGUUGAACUUGGUCUGUCUGUGGAUGAAAACAAAAGUCACGAACAAAAGAAAUCAGCAGAGGAGAUUGUGAAAGGAAUUGGGAAGCAGAAGAUACCAGACUACAAGAAACAACAACUUCCUUUGCAGGGAGAAAACUGGAAAACAUUAUCACGACUGGACAUGGAGGAAUGUAGAUUGAAAAAAGCUGGUGACAUUGGACUGGAGGAAUAUAAAUCUCAGCUACAGGAGAAAAAACAACAAAUCAGGAAGGAGCAAAGCAAAUACAAAUUGACCACAGCCAUGAAAAGUUUUAUUGAAAACUUAUCCAAAUGUGACAAAGACAGAAGAGAUUGCUUUCUUAAGUGGAUGAAAUUUCAGCUGAAUUCACAUUUAGAAUCUGACAGUCAUCUAUCUUCAGCACGUAAUGAACUGAAAGAUCACUGUGAUGAAAAAGAGAAAGAUGUAAAAAUCAAUGCAGAGUUAGUUCAGACUUUGCUGGAAAGCUCUUUAGGAGUAGAGCAUUACAUGAGAGAGAUGGGACUCAUCUAUGAGUUCUCAAUUAAUGGCUCAAGAAACACUGCUGAUGAAAUAUCUGGUCUCCCUGGUUUGGCUGCUGAGAUGAUGUUGGAUGGAUUUCCUUUAGAGCUCUUGGAUGGAGAUGCUUCCAACAUCCCAGAGAGAUGGGUGACAGAUGUGCUGAUGGAGCUUCACAAGAAGGUUGGAGAACAGAGCAGACUGUUAGUACUGACUGUGCUGGGUGUUCAAAGUACAGGGAAGUCAACUCUCCUCAACACCAUGUUUGGUGUGCAGUUUCCUGUCAGCAGCGGCAGAUGCACAAGAGGAGCUUAUAUGCUCUUCCUCAAAGUUGGAGAGGAUAUGAAACAUGAGUUGAACUGUGAUUUUAUAGUUCUUAUUGACACAGAAGGUCUAAAGUCUCCACAUUUGGCACAACUAGACGACAGUGAUGAGCAUGACAAUCAGCUGGCAACCUUUGUGAUUGGCCUAAGUGAUGUCACCAUUAUUAACAUUGCAAUGGAGAACUCAACAGAAAUGAAAGAUGUUCUCCAAAUUGCAGUUCACGCCUUCCUGAGAAUGAAGGAAAUUGGUAAAAAGCCAGUUUGUCAUUUUGUGCAUCAAAAUGUUGCUGGAGUUUCCGCUCAUGCAAAGAACCUCACAGACAGAAAGUAUCUCUUGGACCAGCUCAAUGAAAUGACACAAAUUGCUGCUGAAAUGGAAAAGAAUCAUUCUAUUGAAGCAUUUACAGAUGUGCUGGACUAUGACAUUGACAAAAACAACUGGAACAUCCCAGGACUCUGGCAUGGAACCCCUCCGAUGGCAUCAGUGAGCACAGGUUACAGUGAAGCUGUAGCAGAUUUAAAGAAACAUCUUUUGGGGACAGAAAACAGAAGCAGUGAAGUCUCACAGAUCCCAGAGUUUCUAGAAUGGAUUAAAAGUCUCUGGAAAUCAGUGAAAUAUGAGAACUUCAUCUUUAGUUUCAGAAACACUCUUGUGGCUCAGGCCUAUGAUAACCUUAGCAAAGAGUUCAGUCAAUGGGAAUGGCAGUUCAGAAAAGAAAUCCUGUCCUGGCAAACAGAUGCUGAGUCGGAAAUCUUAAAUUCUGACUCUGAACUCCAACAAUUAAAUGAAUUGGCUAAAUCAAAAAAAUCAGAGGUGUCAGAAAAAGUAAAACCUGAAAAAAUAAAAAUGGAGGACAAACUUACAAACUACUACAAAAAGAAAGGCCAGAAUGUAAAUCUGAUAGAAAAAUACAAGAUUGAAUUUUUCAACAGCAUCAGUAGUCUUGCAAAGGAAAUACAAUAUUCAGUGAACAACAAACUGGAUUGUGCACUUCACAUGAGACAAAGUUCCAAAGAGGUUCAAGACAUUCAUAGAAAAUACAGAGGAGUGAUUGAGCAGCGGGUGAUGAAGCUCCUAAGUGACUGUAAAACGUCCAAACUGUCUGAUAAACAGCUGAAUGAGGAGUUUGAAAAGAUGUGGACUGGUGUCACUAAAAAUGUGUCUGGUCUGAAAGAACAAAAUAUAUCUGAAAACAUCCUCUUCCACUUGAGAAAAAACUUCCUAAACCGUAAUGUCAAUGAGGAAUUACAGAACAUUGGAGACCUAACAAAAAUGGGGAAGAGUGAGUUUAAGGCCAGGAUGUCAUUUCAUGUAAGAAAUCCAAAGACCUUAAAUCUGUUACGCAAAAAAGACAAGAAAAGAUAUUUGCAGAACAAAGCUGAUAACAUCAUUGAGUCUUGUAAACGUUUUGUGGCUGAUAUCGUAAAGAGAAACACAGAUUAUCAUGAGUCUUUCACAAAGGAACUUCUGGACAAAAUCGAUGAGUCCCUUAAAAAUAUCAGCAAGGAUUACAAAAUCAAGUUUGAGAUUGAUCUGAAACUUCACAUUUGUGGCAUUGCCUCAAGGGAAUUCCUCAAAAUGCACCAAAAAUACUUGUCUGAUAAUGAUCCUCGAACUCAGCUGGAGAAGUACAAGACUCAGUAUUUGUCAGAUUUCCUUGAUUUAUACAAAGAGAGAGAUGAUUGUCAACGCAAAGCAGAUGAUUUUGUCAGAUGCUGUAUCAAACCUGCUGUGGAAGAGUUCAUCAAUAGAUCUUUGGGAAUAGACAUUGUGGAUGAAAUAGUGACAGGUUGUCAUUCAGAAGAGUACAGCUCCCGCUCCUUUUUCCAGUACAACAUUCAGGAAGAGUUGCUGGAAAAUGAUGACUUUAACAGUUGUGUCAAGUACAUCUGUAAUUAUGAAAUAUAUGUUAAGGAUUGGAUAUUUCAGCGCAUCCAGAAACAAAUGUCAGAGGACAAAACUUUGUGCAAACUGAAGAACAAGAACCUUCAAGUCAUAGUUGAUAAAAUCACAGCAGCAUUAGAGCAGGCCACAAAAGGACCAGAUGAUGUUCAACUGCCAGACAACAUUAAAAGCAUCACAGAGCUCAUCAGCAACAUGCAGAAAUAUUUGACUAAAUACAUCUCAAUCUCAGAGGAGGAUAAAGAAACCACCCUGUUUCAAAUCAGAAGCAAAUGUCAUCCAUUUAUCAACAGCCUCAAAAUGUCACUAGAAGACUUGAACAAACAGCUUCAGGAGGAAUUCUCAAAGUCUGAAGACAUCACUGAGACUCUGAACAAACUUCCAAUCAAACCACAGGAUGAGCUUUUCAAGAGAGUGUUUGGUUGUGGAAAGCAAUGUCCAUUUUGUAAAGUUCCCUGUGAGGCUGGAGGAAAAGGACACGAUCAGCAUCAUGCAGCUGUUCAUCGACCAAAAGGUCUUAGUGGAUACAGGUAUGAAAACAAUCAGAAGCUGGUUGAAACACUGUGUACAACUUCUGUGCACAGUGAAGCUAAAUUCAAAAACUCAGAUACUAAAUGGGAGUAUCAUCCUUACAAAGAGUAUUACACUUACUAUCCAGACUGGAACAUUCCUCCAGAUCGCAGCAUAGAGUCAUCUGACUACUGGAAGUAUGUACUGGUACGAUACAAUGACAGAUUUGCUAAAGAAUACAAUGCUAAGCCAGCUGAUGUUCCAGAGGCCUGGAGGAGAAUCACAAAGGAACAAGCACUGAAGGGGUUAAAAGAUGCCUUCAACAUAAAGUGAACAAUGUAAAAAUGUCUUCAAACAAAACUGAACAAA